AUGAAUUGCAGAUUCUUGGAGGUCGGCAAAGCUAUCCAAAAAAGGAGCAUCUUCCGUGAUGAGUUGAAGAUUCUUGCCAAUUACUGGGUGGCAUCUGAUGAACUCAUGUCGUGGAAAGCCUUCUUUUUCCACGAUAUCAAAGAUCACGACGAUGGACUCGCGUGCGAUGAAAAAAGACGCUCACAACACAUCAGGUACACCGACCCAAGAACUGGCCGUGAUUACAUUAGAACCGACGGAGCCAUUGCGACAGUCGUGAAGUGGAACGAAGAUAUGGAUAUCACUGGUGCACUGUUCUAUGCGCAUAGAUUAAAACAAAUUGGAGCAACUUAUGUCGACACGAAGUAA
Molecule: messenger RNA, 348 nt
Organism: Caenorhabditis remanei
Lineage: Eukaryota; Metazoa; Nematoda; Chromadorea; Rhabditida; Rhabditidae
Exons: 3
Coding region: 1-348 (115 amino acids)
Source: RefSeq, a predicted model, not a curated record